CCACCGCCCCCCAGCGGCAGCUCCGCGGCGGAGGGGCGCCCCGGGAACUCACCCACGGAAGCAUGAAGAAGAUCCCGGCCCUGGGCCUGGGCACCUGGAAGGCGAGGCGCUGACCAGGCCUUCCUUGUCUGCUUUUAUUGUUCCUGUACACGUCUUCGUCAAUAAAAGAUGUUCAUUUGAGAAGUCACUUAAGAAGCUACUGGAUCAGUGGGAAUUGGAAUCCACCACCCCUGCUCAUCACAACAGCAUUUAAAUAAUCUCUUCUAUGGACUUAGCACCUGUUAAUGACCAAGGAGGCAACUCUGCUCAUUGCGGCGGCUCCAGGCGAGGUGACGGAGGCAGUGAAAGUGGCCAUCGAUGCAGGGUACCGGCACUUCGACUGCGCUUACCUGUACCACAACGAGAGUGAGGUGGGAGCCGGGAUCCAGUGCAAGAUCAAGGAGGGUGCGGUGACACGGGAGGACCUGUUUGUCGUCAGUAAGCUCUGGUGCACCAGACACAAGAAGUCCCUGGUGAAUGCGGCGUGCACCCAGAGUCUCAAGGCCCUGAAGCUGGAUUACCUGGAUCUCUACCUCAUGCACUGGCCCAUGGGCUUCAAGCCCGGGGAAGAGGACCUGCCCCUGGACCGCAACGGCAUGGUGCUGCCCAGCGACACGGACUUCCUGGACACGUGGGAGGCCAUGGAGGACCUGGUGGUCGCGGGGCUGGUGAGAGCCAUCGGGGUGUCAAACUUCAACCACCAGCAGCUCGAGAGACUUUUGAAUAAACGCAACCUGAGGUUCAAGCCGGUGACGAACCAGAUCGAGUGCCACCCGUAUCUUACCCAGAAGAGUCUGAUCGGGUUUUGCCAAUCCAGGAAUGUGACUGUGACGGCUUACCGGCCCCUCGGCGGCUCCAGUGAGGGGGUGGACCUGCUGCAGGACCCUGUGAUUCAGAGGAUCGCCUGGAAGUCCAACAGGUCCCCCGCGCAGGUUGUGAUCCGAUUUCAGAUCCAGAGGAAUGUGAUCGUGAUCCCCAAAUCCGUCACCCCAAAACGGAUUCGCGAGAAUAUCCAGGUGUUUGACUUUGAAUUAUCAGAAACGGAUAUGAACGACAUCCUCGUCCUGGACAGGAAUUUCCGAAUGUGCACGUUCCCCACAGCUAAAAACCACAAGGACUAUCCUUUCAACGUAGAAUACUGAGCACGGCCUCCCCCUGCCUCCGGGCCCCACAGGUGGGCGGGGUCCACCCCCCAGCAGGGCUCUGCCCCGGAGGGGAGGGACGGGCUUUGGUCUGGGGGGAGUCCUGCCCGGAGCAGAGCGGAGCACCCUGCAAAGUCCUCGAGGUCCCGAUGGCCCCGUGUCGGGACCGGAACCGCCCUGCUCGCUCUCCGUGGGGAACCCCCAGUCCCAAGGCUCCUCUGAGCACGGAUUUUGACAAGACUCGCUGUGUGGCCUCUGCUCUCAGGGAAAAGGAGGUAUUAUGGAAAGAGUUAAAUGCAGGAGUUCAGACCAUAGCACAGCGGGUCUCGGCACCUGCCGCGCAGCCCCACUGGAGCCCCGGGCUCCUCUGUUCCCUCCACCCCCCCAGACGGUUUUGCAUCCUUCCGGUCACGGGAACCCCAACCUGUGUCGUGGCCCUCCAGCGCUCGGCGUCCGUCCACACGGGCUCGCUCAGGGCCACGUGUGACUCGUACCCCGCUGCUCCCCAGAUGGCACUUGAGCACCACGCUUGGGGCCUUUGUUUUAAAAAGCUGCUACAGAUUAUUAUGUUCGAUGAGAAAGACUCACUUUUCAUGAAUCGAUUGCAGGAUGUUUCCCUGUUUGUGUGAGGUGUGAGAUAAGUCCCGCACCCCGGGCUAAUAUGGGCUAGUAGUGCUUUUAACUAAUAUUGACAGAAUUUUGAUAUUUAGUGAAGUAAUUCUACCGGAUUCAGAAUGUAAAGAAAACGGAGAAAAUGUCAAUUAUAAAACAUAAAAGUGGCCUGAAAUAGCAA
Molecule: messenger RNA, 1974 nt
Organism: Suricata suricatta (meerkat)
Lineage: Eukaryota; Metazoa; Chordata; Mammalia; Carnivora; Herpestidae
Gene: AKR1E2
Product: aldo-keto reductase family 1 member E2
Exons: 11
Coding region: 285-1181 (298 amino acids)
Cellular component (GO): cytosol
Molecular function (GO): aldose reductase (NADPH) activity
Source: RefSeq, a predicted model, not a curated record